Molecule: messenger RNA, 11016 nt
Organism: Scaptodrosophila lebanonensis
Lineage: Eukaryota; Metazoa; Arthropoda; Insecta; Diptera; Drosophilidae
Gene: kmr
Product: serine-rich adhesin for platelets
Exons: 13
Coding region: 3-9944 (3313 amino acids)
Source: RefSeq, a predicted model, not a curated record
UCAUGUUUGGCUGCAUUUAUCAGCUAUGGGACUGGUUGGAGGCGCCACCGCUCUUCACAGCCGCCACCAUGGACGCCAAGAAGCUGCAACAGUUGCAAGCGGCAACCGCGCAGCAGCAGAAGAAACUGCCACUGGCCUAUCAAACGAACCUCAUCGACUAUCGCACAGCCACACACUCGCCGGCACUAUACCAGCAAUCGCCAACAGCCACCUCCUCCAGUGGUGGUCCACUAUCGCCUAUUGAAAUGCAGCCACAGGCCAAGCACGGCAUGCUGAAGCAUGGCCAUGGAGGUACAUCGAGCAGCUCCCAUAGCUCGCCCUAUCAUCAGUCAUACAGCAGCAGCGGCGGCGUCGGAGGUGGACGCGAGGAGCAGCUCUAUCAGUCACCCACGGAGCGCACAUAUUUGGCCGCCGCUGGCCGACUGCAGGCGAGCAACGCCACGGCCGGCCAUCAUCCCAUUUCAGCACUGCAGGCGCAAUACCAACAACUACAGCAGGCGAAAAUGCAAGCCCAGUUGGCCACGCAGAACGAGGCAGUGCAACAACAGCAACGUACAUUUGCUAUGCGACAGGCGCUCAAUCCCCCCACAGGUCAUUAUCACAUGAGUCAAUCGGCCAGCAUGGUAUCGAACAUAACGCUGCAACAGCAACAACAGCAGCAGCAACAGCAGCAACAACAGCAACGCGCGCCGCCUUCCACGCUAAACCUACCAAAUCAAUAUCAACCGGCCACGGGACCAUUGAAGGUACAGCAAAAGAUGCCGCCACACUACCAAGAGCAAUUGUACGCACAGCAGCAGCAACAGUUGCAGUUGCAGCUGCAACAUCAGCAACAGCUUCAGCAACAGCAGCAGCAGCAGCAACAACUUCAGCAGCAGCAACAACACCAGCAGCAGCAACAACACCAGCAGCAGCAGCAGCGGCACAAGUCGGAUAUGCAGACUCCGGGCAGCGAGCACGGACCCGUCUAUAUACAGCAGAAUCAUCCGGGGCACGUGGUCAAUCAGGCCUGCCAGACACAGAUAUCGGCGGUUAAGCCUGUACCCGGUAGCGCAGCUACGGCUGCCACCAGUGGUACCAACAAGUCAACGCCCAGUUCGGAGGAAUCCACAGCCACGUCAUCGACGAAAAGUCCCACGCAUGCACCAUUGGAUCGCAAGAAGAGUGCCGGUUCCAUACAGGCCCUCAAGUCUCCUAUAACGAAGCGACCGCCGACAUCGCAUGUCGCGCUCUCUGGCUGGCUGCAUAAACAGGGCUCCGAUGGCCUGAAAGUGUGGCGCAAGCGUUGGUUCGUUCUCGCCGAAUAUUGCUUGUACUACUACAAGGGUCCUGAGGAGGAGAAGCUAUUGGGUUCGGUGCUCCUGCCCUCGUAUCGGGUUUCGGCUUGCCUGCCCGAGGACAAGAUCUAUCGGAAGUUCGCUUUCAAGUGCGAGCAUCAGAAUAUGCGCACUUACUGGCUUGCAGCUGAAACUGCGGAUGCUAUGAUGCAGUGGGUACGCGCUUUAACUGCCGCCACCAUGAUGCAGGCUCCUAGCAGUGGGGAAUCGGAUCAGACAUCGCAGCCGAGCGUAAGCUCGUCACUGAAUCACAGCGGCGAAAAUUCCGAUUCGGGCAUACACACCUUGCAAUCCCAGCCGGGUAAUGGAAAAUUGAGUCAGGGACAGGUUACGCCCGCAUCUGAUAAUACCGGCGGUACUCAGAGUGCUACUGGCAAUGCUGCUGGCGGUGGUGCACAGCCCCUUUACGCCAAUGCACCGCCCAAGCCGCGACGCAUCAACGACGGCGGCUACUCAUCGCCAUCUCCCGAACAAUCCUUUGAAAACGAGAACAAGCACCACUCGACCCAUCACUCUAGUCGCCGCAGCGGUAUCAUGUCGCCCACGCAGCAGCUCUACCAACAGCAACAGCAGCAACGAUCUCAGCAGCCGCAGCAGCAUCACGCCAUCUAUGAUACACGCACUGGUCAUGUUUCAACAUCUCUGGCGCAGCAGCACUACGCGCUAGACACUCUCGAGGCACAAUUCCAGCAGCAAUUGGCAUUGGCCGGCGGCGGCGGUGAACUGCCCAUUUCCCCGAGCAACUAUAUAGAUAUGGAGGAGCAGAUAGCGCGUUUGCAACAGCAGCGUGCUGCUGAGGAGAUCUAUGGCGAGCGUGAACUCUACAUGGCCAAGCUACUACAACGUGGCUAUCCGGCUGCACAGCUUCAAGCGGAAAGACGAACACCGGACGCAUAUGGACGCUCCAAGCAGCGCAUGUUUGCCGCCGACUAUGAGGACAUUUACAACAUGUCACAGUUGGCCGGUAAUGGUCCGACUUCGGCGCAAGAAGCACUGCUACAGGAGGCAGCCAGCUAUAGGAGACCCCUUAGCCCACCCAGCUAUGAUGGCAGCAAGCAUGUGCCGGCCAUGCCGUCGCGUUACACGCCCAACCAUUUAGAGCCCACACCGGCUGAUCAACUAAUCAAUAACUUGGACAUGCGUGCACGUUCUGCGGCUUCCAUUGUGAGGCCGCACUCCGCCGAUUUUCUGGAGUAUGAAGCGCGUGCAGAGGCAGCAGCGGCUGCUGCGGCUGCCGCCCAAAUGAGUGCUGGCAAGCACGAGGCGGGACGUGCUCCUCGACCGAAGUCUAGCUUGGACAUCAAUCGUACGCCCGACAGCUUCUACUACUCGGAGGCCAGCUAUGCGGAAAAAAUGAGGAAGAGUGCGCUAUAUUUGCAAAGCGGAGGCGCCUCUGCUCAGCCGCAGCAGGCGGGCAGCUAUCGCACUGCCUCAGGCAUGGACUUCGGCCAGGGCAUGGGCAUGCACACCAUUGGUUAUGAGAAUCCUUACGAGCGUGCCUACAAGCGGCAGGAAUUGCUCGCAGAAACCCAAGUGCAAAGCGGCGCCAGCAUGCCCAGAAUGAGUCGUUCGGCCAGUCAGGGAGCGGGUAGUGGCGGCGUGAGAUCUGCCUCCACACAUGCGGCACAAUCGCCCUCAUCGCAAGAGGACCUGCCGCCCCUCAAUGUGCAUCCUGGUUCGAUAUUUCCGCCUUCGAUGUCCACACAAGAGAUAAUCAAUAAAAAUGAGCAAUUUUUGCGGUCGGCGAGUGCGCGUUUGCCUAAGCGCAGUGGCGGCCUCGAUGAUGAUUACUCGGCCAGCAACUCGGCUACCACAUCACCCACACAAACUGGCCCAAUCGGACCAGCGCCAUCCCUAAACCCUCAAGAUGGCGAACGCAAGCGUGAGGAGUCCAUGAAGCGUCUGUUGGAGUGGAAACAGCGCAUGCUGCAAUCGCCACUGACGCGCAAGGGCGUACAGCAGGGUGGCAGCAAUAUGUCGGCCAUGUCCAAGCUGGGUAGCAAUCCCAACAUAUUAUUGGCCUCCACUGCCGUGGCCAGUGGAGCACGCUAUGCACCACAGGCUGGCAAAACGGGCCUUGUAGCUGCUGUUCCAGGCACAGCGGCAACCACAUCUUCGGGGUCAGCUGCGGGCAUUCAGCGUUCACGCUCCGAGACACACGCCAAUGUGGGUCCCGGCGGUGUGGUCUACAGCAACUACUCAUCGGACGAUGAAGCUGGGACUGUGGAUGAUAACUUAAGUGCGCCGGCAGGAAGGUCAGCAACAACAACAACAAGAACGACAACAACAAGUACACAAGACACAGCAAAAACAACAACAACAUUAACAGCACCAGCAGCAGCAACAGCAAUAACAACAAUAGCAAACAUAUGUAGUACUAGUAACACGAAUAUUUCAUAUACAAAACAAUCAACAACAACAUCAUUAACAACAGAUGUAGCUAGCACAACAACAACAACAACUGCAACAGCACCGACGACAGAUAUCAAGUUUCAGCUAAAACCGAUACUAAAAGUGCACGAGGCCAGCAAGACGCCCAUCAUACAAGUGCAGCCCAAGUCUUCAGAAACGAAGCCUAAACUCAAAUUAAAAUUGCCUACGAGACUCAAUGUUGAUGAUAACGAUGAUGAGGAUGACGAUGACGAAGCACCUCUUCCCAUUCUGCCAAAGAAAAAGGCGCCCAAAUCUCCACAGAACACAAACUAUGUGCCAGUUUAUAGCAACAAGUUGGUCACCGGCAACAACAGCACCUAUGAGAACGUGGAGUUUGCGCCCAGUAGGGAGACAGCGCCAAAGAGACCGGAGCCAAUAGCUUUAAUACACGAUGCCGAAGAGACACCCAUGCUGAUGCACUUAAAGCUGUAUAAGGAAACCCAAGAGGCUAAGCAGCAACGCCUGGAGGAGCAGGAGAAUGACUUGACCCCAACGGCAGAGGAAGUCCCCAAUAUAUCAGAGCCUGUCAAUGAAACUGAAGCGCAGGCAGCGACAGAUGAUGAAGAACCCCCAAAUGAAGAUGAAGACGAGGAGAGCACGGCCUGCGAAGAGUACACAGAUGAUGAUAUAGACGAGGCUUUGGCACAGGAUGAUGAGGCUGAUAUUACUGCGCCAGCAAUUAAGGAGGACAACUCCACGACCAGCAACGAGGAGAGCCAACAGUUUUAUAUGAAUGAGUCUAUAACCCUUACCACUGACCAACAGUUUGAUGAGAGUCAUUAUCUGCCCAUGACACCAAAGAAAGUGGAAGUGGGACUGUCGGGCACGCUGAGCCUUGUAGCCACAAAUGAAAGUCUCACCGAAGCGGAGGAGAACCACUAUGUUGAAAUGACUAAAGAUCUCACUGAGGAUGAUAAUAGGAGCAACUAUGAGAUCAUGUGCAUAGCUAGCAGUGUUAGUCAGACCAAGGCAAAGACUGAACCGGUCUAUAUGGAACUAGCAGGUGUAAGAGUAGGUACUGCUGCAGCAGCCGCUGCUGCUGAGGAAUCUCACUGCUCUUCUGGUCGCUCUACGCUAAAGAAGAGUAAAAAGUGCAGCAGCGAAACGUUAAAGAAGAAAACCAAAAAACCAAACUCCGAACGUGGACAUAAUAAGCGACAGGGUAAGGACAUGCCAGAUAUACUGAAGCCUGCAAAGAGUGCCUUGGCAUUAGUUAGCGACAGUUCCGAUGCAGAUGAUGAAAGCAGCAAGCAGCAACUGGAGGCCAAGAAGUUGCGCUCCCGUUCACGUUUCAGUCUGUCGGACACUUUCCGCCCGGCCUCGUAUUAUUUGGGAGCCACCACACCACUCAACAAUUAUGCAGAGAGCUCAGACAGUGAGAUUGUGCCUCCGCCCCCCAUACCAGCAUCACCGCCGCCCAUGGAGGAGCUUAAGACCGAGGAGAUCUUCUCUUCGGAACACUACGAUACGGUGAAGCGACGUGAUAGCAGCGGCAGCAAGGCGCCCGUCCACCUGUCCUACGAGCAGCUGCCAAAAAUGCAUGCGAGCAACACGUCGCUGAAUUUGUCCAAACCGGAGACAACAGCAGCUGCAGCAGCAGUGCUGAAGAGCAGUCGUCUUUCGCUGCCCGAUCACUUUGCCAAGGUUCGUGGUCAAGUGCCAAGAAUGGCAACCACGCCUACUUUGCUGCUUCAGCAACAACAUGCUCGCACCCUCUCGGAUUCGAACUACAGCUGCCACACGGACAAUAGCUCCUCGCGCACCAGCUCCGAUCUGGAGCUCUAUCACAAGUUGCAGCAGCGUUCGCCAGCCUUGGUAAAUCCGGCGCCGGGACGCAGCUCCAGCAACAAUUCACUGCCGUUGCCAUUGCGAUAUGUCGGAGAUAGCAGCGAGAAUGAGUCUGUCGAGUUUCGGCAGCAACGUCAGGGUUCCGACUCGGAGCUAGAGCGCCAACGUUCGCGUCGUCCCCUCUCCCAGGAAUCCAUAAGCGAGAUCGAAUCGCUCAGCGAGCAGUUCGAGGAGACACUCAGUAGUCACGAGCUGGACACAUACCUAAGUCAUUUACAGGGCAGCGAGCUACUGCCCUAUCAGCAUGCUGGCAGCUCCAGCCAGCUGAUGAGCGAUGUACAUGCUGCCGCAGGCGCUGAUAUUCUCACUAAUCUCAUCAAGCCACCUAAGACAUUUCGUAACGCCGAACAUGAGGAGCAUUUCUAUGGCAAUAUACACUUUUUGUCUUCCACCGAUUCCAUACAGCAAUUGGGUGGUGGUGCGGGUGGAAGUGCUGAUUGCCUGACACCACAGCAACGAUAUGUCACGCCCUUGCAUAGUCGGAACAAUAGCAACAUCUCGACACAAUCUGCUCCAUACUACUAUUCCGAACUGCCGGCGAGCUCACCGCUGAAUAAUCAGCGGGAUAUACACGCCCAUGGCUUAAAUAUAGCCCACAUACACAAUCCUAUAGAUCGGCAUCAAUUUAAUAUGGAUGCGCUGGUGGACAAGGAUCAGGCUAUUGAUAGUAAGAAUUUGUACAGCGUCAAGGAUAACAACGAGAAGCUAAGCUAUAGCUGUGCCAAAAAUCUGAAGUCGGCCAGCGAAAUGCCGUUCAAACUGAAACUAAACAAUAACAUGGGACUUAGUCCAGAGUUAGGUCCCAGCAGCAGUCAGACAAUGCCAAUUAAUCCAGCAUAUUCAUACACUACUACCAGUAACAGCAACAGCAACAUUGAGAGCAUUGCAACCACAACUUCUACUAAAAAUACAAAUCUGAGUCGUAAGGGUAAUGGUAGUCUGAUUGGCCUGGUUGGCGUGGUUGGUGUUGGUGACAUUGUUAAGCCCUCCACGACAGCAGCGGCAGAAGGAACAGCAGCAGCUGGAGCAGCAACAGAAAUAGCCGCAAUAGCUACCAAUAAUGCCAAUGAACUCUCAGUUUUAGGUGGCGAACUGCUCUGGGAGGAGGAUGCACUGUGGCGCGAGAGUCUGCGUCGCGUCUCGCAGCGUCAUGCUCGCUCGCUAGAUGAUCUCGAUCGCAUAACCGCAGCUCCACCACCCCCACCAAGUGUGCCCAAGACUUCGCGACUCACGCGUGAUGUGACCUACGUGAAUGAUAAUGUGUCGCACCAUGUGCGUGCUAGCUACAAGACGCGUCGUGUCCAUCCCCCCGACGAGCAUGAUGUUUAUGUGCAGCUAUUGGCAGCUGCCACCUCCAAUGCCAUCUCCAGCUCGGCAAUGCCGGAUGAUGAGGAGCAGGAUGUGUACGAAGUAUUGCGCGAAGAGACGGCUUCGAAUUUAUCGCACAAGUCCACAGAGCUGGAUCGCGAGACAAUACGACAGUGGGAUGCCAUGUCUAGUGGUCUCUUGAAGAACAAUAAUGUAGAAUCAGGCACGGGUGUGGCAGAGCCAACAGCUCCAGUGCCCUCCAGUGCUGGUCCCGUUCUGCCGCUGACGAGUAAUGUGCGCUCCAUAAUACAACAAUUGAAUAGCGGCAAUAAUGACGACAAUGGCAAUUCCAUUGUUACAGCUUCCAUUUCGGUGCGCAACGUGAACAAUUUGCCCAAAGGCACCCUAACUGUGAAGCCCGAGCCGUCGGAUGUGAGGCAGCACCAGUACGAUCAAAUGCAGUCCUACUACGGCAAUGCACAGGAGACGAAAUACGCCAAGGCCACAGCGCUGACGGAUCGCGGUCUUUAUGGUCCAUCCACAUCAACGCCAUUGCAGCAGCAGCAGCAACAACAACAACAACAACAACAGCAGCAGUUUGCUCUACGACGUGCCGGCAGUCGAGCUGAAAUCGAUAUGCUGGAACGUGAGACCAGCACGCAAAUACGGAACCGGCUACGCACUGCCGAGGGUCUUACACGCGCCGAGAGCAUACAACGUUUGGACUAUUUGAAGCAACAUUUGCUCGAUCUGGAGCGACAGUAUGAGAAGAGCAAGCCGUUGGUCAAUCUGGUGGACAAUAUGGUCAAGUUGGGUUCGCUCUACCGCAACGAUGCGCGCAGCAAUGAGCCGGCCACCUUGGAUCGCCUCGAGUUCAAUCAGCGCAUGCAGGAGCGCCAAAUGUUGCAGGAGGAACAAAAGCAAUGGGACCGUCUGAGUCCCAAUCAAGCCGAGCUACAGGUGCGUCAACUCUAUCAGCUAGAUCAGUUGCUGCAGGAGGAGUCAGGUACUUUGCAGAGCCUGCAGCGGGAUAAGGAGGACCUGGAACGUGCUUUGGGUGGCUUGCGAGCUCGCAUACACGACAACAAUGCCACUCCGAUGGCACUGGAGGCGGCCAAGAAGCAGCAGCACAUACUGGAGCGUGAGCUGUCACGUGUCCAUCAGCUGCUUGCCGAGAACUCAAAGAAACUGGAGCAGACAGUGGCGGGAAAUGCACGCUUGGAGCAGGAGUUGCUGGUGCUGCGCCAAAAGGUUCAAGCCUCCCGGGUAGGCAACGAUGGCUCGCAUUUAAAUGGCAACGGUGCGAGCAAUCAAACGGCUGCCGUUCUGCAGUCUGAGCUCGAGCGUGUGCAGUCGCUGGUGGGCGAUAUGCAGAGACAACGGCAUGAGUUGAGCUCCGCGGUGCGUCAGCUAACAGAGAACUCUUCGCGUUUGUAUCAGGAAAUUGGUAACAAGGAAAUGACACCGGGUAGCACAAAUGGCAGUCUAAAGAAGCGCAGCAAUUCGACCAGUUGGACAGAGACCGAUUUGGAUGCCACACACAGUGGCAACCGGCAGUUGAGCGACUCCACACUGAACCUAUCGACGCCCCUCUACGUGGACACCAGCACCAAUAACAAGCUGAGCGAUUACCAACGCUACAACGACUCAAGCGAUGCGCUUGAGAUGAGCGGUGUCGAUAGCGAUGGUUUUCUGGACACCAAUCCCUUUGCAAAUCUAAGCAAUCUGGAGAAGCAGGAGAUCAAGACGGUGCGCAUUGUCAAGCGGGAGUCGGAGCGUCGGCAUCGAGAUCGCAGUGAGCGCGGACUGAGCAGCUCACAGCAGAAUUUGGAUCAGGUGCUGGAGGAAGAACAACAACAGCAGUAUGCGAACCACCAUUACGCACACACCAAUGGGGCCGUGAGUGGCGGCUAUGCCGAGGAGCACAUGCAGAAUGGCCACAGUCGUUCCAAGUCGUUGCCACGUAAUUACAGCGAGCCACCAAAGCCACGACACAGCAAGCAUCUUAACGGUGUGGCCAAACAGAAUGGUCAUCACCAUUACGCUGCCAACGACUACGAUCGCAAUAGUAACUACGAGCAGCAGCAGCAGCAGCAGUUGCAGGCCCCAUUGAGCAAUGGCGGGACGCGCGAGCAUCUGAAUCCUCUGGCCAAUGCCUAUUUUGCUAAGCAACUGCAGCAGCAGGCACAUCCCUCCCGGGACAGUGCCCGCGUUGCUCUACGCACCAAUACCGAUUCGCUGCAGAGUCUGAACAAGAGUCUCACGGACAUCAGUCCUGAACCGGUGUUCCAGAGCGUGGCCGCACGUCAAAUCAUCAACGAAAUGUCCGCUGGCUCUGCAUCUGAGGACACAGAGAAGUUAGUGGAGAAAGUACCGGCAUCUCAUAAGCAUCGGCGAGCUGUGCCGCGCGAAAAGCGUCGCCACUACACAGCACCCAAUAAUGUGAAUCAGAAGGCCAUGGAGAAGGUGCAGGCGGAGAACGAUAUGAACCGCAAUAAUACCAACUGGCGGGCACGUGAUGAUCUGGACAUGGAGGUAGCGUUGCGACCACGCAUGAAUGCACCAGAUGUGGUGCGAUCCGCUCUGGGCGGGCAUGGCGAGAAAAUCUCUGAGAACACCAUCGACAACUUGCUGUUGGCGCCGAAUAAAAUUGUCAUACCUGAACGUUAUAUACCCGAAACAACGCCCGAACUGUCGCCUGAGGAGAAGAAGCGUCGCCAAGAGAAGGUCGAGUCGAUUAAGAAAAUGCUGGCCGAGGCGCCCAUAAGCACUGCCAAUGAGAACGAGAGCUUGCCGCCCAGUAAGAUCAAUGCGGAAAAGAAACAACGCGAACACUUGCUGCAACUAAAUCAGAUCUUGGCCCAACAGGUCAUGCAAGUUAGCAAGAUAGUUGCUGAGAAAGCCAUGUCGAAAACAGCCGGAAAGUCGAACCAGGCGAGCGAUGAGGAACAACGCCGCUCGGAAUCACCAAGCGAACCACUGCCGAUAUACCAACAACGCGACAAUUUUUAUAGUUAAAUGAAAACAAAAAGAAGAAAUAUAUAAAAAUCUACCGAAGAAAAAAAAGAAGAAGCACAAUAACAGCUGCAUUUAUAUUAAAAAUCAAACUAAAACUUUGCUAACAAUUUAAUCGAAAUCGAAACAACAACAAAAUAGCGAAUUCGUAUAUCAAUGUUUUUUAUAUGGGACUGAAGUAAAAAUUUGUUAAAAGACUAUUCACCAGCAACAAUUAAUUGAGGGGCAAAUUAACGAAUUUUUGAGCAAGCAUCGUAAACAAUUUGUGUUGUUAGAGCGUAAACUAUGCAUAUAUAUGCCUAUAACUAUAUACUAUACAAUAUACAUAUAAACUCUAUGUACAUAUGUGUGUUUGUAUACAUAUGUGGAAAUCAAAGAUGCAACAUAUCAAUGUCAAUGUUAAAUCAAUUACAUAAAGUGUUAGAAAAGCGUUCUUUAAACUAUCAUAAAGAUUGUUGGCAGUCAGUUAAUUAUUGUCUAUUGCAUGCACGAGUAUAUUGUAACUUUGAUGUCAGUUUUGUAAACGUUCCUGUGCAUUUUUUUGUAUCAUUUCGAUUGCAGGCUAAUGAAAGGACAGUGGCAUGUGCAAACAUUUGUCUUGACAAAACUAAAUACAAUAACAGUGAAGACUUUUGUAAUAGACUUUGAGAAGUAGCGCAUUUUCCCCUAUAAAGUCCUUUAAUAUACUAUACAUACAUACCUAUAUAGUGCAGACAUACAGACUAUAAUAAACAACAACAGCAACAACUAUAUAGAGACUCAACAAUAUACAUACCAACAAUGAUAAGAACAAUUUUUGAGCCAACUAUUGCAUUUGAUAUACAAAUAAAAUUAGAGUUUUUAAAUAGAAAAUCAAACAGCAGCAUGGCAUCAAAGAUAGUGUGUAGUUGAUAGCGAUAAGAUAUCUAAAUCGAACGAAAUCGUAGAAUCGUCAACUUCACGGACUCACGGCGCACCAUUCAAGAACUUCGGAAACCUUAAAGCCUUCAAAACCUUGGCAAUUGCAAUUGCAAACGUACCUAUCACAAGAAUAUAAUUUAAUUGUAUUUAAAACCCAAGCAACAUAACGCUGAAA